GGGAGAGGAUAGAAGCAACUAUGGAAGUUUUCACUUUAAACCUCGUUAACUUUUUAAGCGUUUCGUUAUCAGCAGAAUUACUCUGAAGUGGGUACGGCUCAUUAUUUGCGUUCAUGUUUUAACAUCCAUGUUUUGAAUAGUUUCCCAAUCAGGAUGUCAAUUUAGCAGAAAAGCCGGUUCAGAUCUUAAAGUUCAGAUCCAACGAGAUCCGUAGCUACCUCCUUUAUUAACAACACACAAAGAGAUCUAGGGAGCGUUUUUUUUUUUUUUUAAAUCAGUUAAUUUUUUGAAUGUCACAAAGAUACUUUGGGGACUUUUUCUCCUGAACGAAAUGGAUCACUUUGCAGCCGAGUGCCUUGUGUCAAUGUCCAGUCGUGCCAUUGUCCAUGGCCAUAAAGGGAACAGAGAGAUCAAACCAGAAACUGCGUCUGCACAGAGAUACGGAGAGGAAACGAGGGACCCCAUGACAAAGGACAAUUCGUCUCUCUUUGUGGUGGCGAGGAUUUUAGCCGAUUUCAACCAGCAGACCCCUACCGGUCUUGCCGACCAGGCAAAAAUAAAGGAAGAUAAACAGCAAACACCCUCAAGAGUGGAUGGAAACGCUGCCACACCUACCGCCAUCUACAGCGACCCGGGUCACAAACAAAGAGGCAAACGGGCGAGAGGUCGAACCGAACACGAAUCUCCCCUGAAAAAGCAUAAAUGCCACUAUUCAGGUUGUGAAAAAGUUUAUGGCAAAUCGUCCCAUCUCAAAGCCCACUUAAGGACACAUACAGGAGAGCGCCCCUUCCCCUGCACCUGGCCCGACUGCAACAAGAAGUUCGCCCGCUCCGACGAGCUGGCCCGCCACUACCGCACCCACACGGGGGAGAAGAAGUUCGGCUGCCCCCUCUGCGACAAGCGCUUCAUGCGCAGCGACCACCUGACCAAGCACGCCCGCCGCCACUCCGACUUCCAGCCCGGCAUGCUGAAGAGGCCCCACGGGGCGGGCGGGGCCCGAACGGGCUCCCUCAGCGACUACAGCCGCUCCGACAUCUCCAGCCCCGCCCUCAGCCCCGCCAGCUCGCCUUAAACCUCUCCCCUUCUGGCACGUUCCGCCAGACCACACCCGCCCUAGACCCGCGGAACUAAAGUCCUUUUUUUUUUUUUUUUACCCCCUCAACCUUUGUGUUGCACAGUGUGUUGGCUUUCCUUUGCUAACUCUCUCCGCUUGCUGUACUGUACUGUACUGUAAUGUACUGUGCGUAACUGCCUAUUGUAGUGCAAUCUCUUGUGCAACUCGAAAAAAGAAAGAAAAAAAAGACACACCUUUCCCAGAGGUGGCAAUAUUUACAUAGUAUAUGAUAUGUAUGUAUUGUUUUUUAGCUUCUGGUAUGUUUUUAUUUCAUUUUUUAUUUCUUUCAUUGAAACUCAGUUUCAGUUUCAAGAAACAACAAUGACAACAGCGACAACCGAUUGAUGGAUAUUUAAUAUUCUUCACCUUUAUUUAACAUGGGGGGGACUCAUCUACACCUCAGGAUUUAAUACAGUUGUUUUUCUUAACUACUUAACUUGACUGCACAAUACAAGCAUCACUUUACUCUGAAA
Molecule: messenger RNA, 1587 nt
Organism: Conger conger (European conger)
Lineage: Eukaryota; Metazoa; Chordata; Actinopteri; Anguilliformes; Congridae
Product: Krueppel-like factor 13
Exons: 2
Coding region: 332-1072 (246 amino acids)
Biological process (GO): regulation of transcription by RNA polymerase II
Molecular function (GO): DNA-binding transcription factor activity, RNA polymerase II-specific; RNA polymerase II cis-regulatory region sequence-specific DNA binding
Source: RefSeq, a predicted model, not a curated record